This is a messenger RNA of Pelagomonas calceolata, 417 nucleotides long. NCBI's taxonomy places the organism in Eukaryota, Pelagophyceae, Pelagomonadales, Pelagomonadaceae. The record is from the annotation of a GenBank genome assembly.
GCCGGUCCUCUCUCUCCGGUCCUCGCUUGUGGCGCAAACACAAUGGAACACUGCUCAAUUUGUCUCGAGGGGCUGGACAACGGCGUGGCAUUGGCCUGCGGCCACCGCUUUCACGCCGCCUGCCUCGCGCAGAUGGCCAGCGCCGUCGGCACCGCCGCGACGCGACGCGGCGCGCUCACGGCGUGUCCGAACUGCCGCGCGGUCUCGCGCGUGGCUCUAGUAUCGACGCCUGUCGCGGCGUUUUCCGUCGGCGACCGCGUCAGCGCAUUGUGGGGCGACCGCUGGUACCCGGGCGUCGUCGACGGCGUGAUCGACGGCGGCGGCUACGAAAUUAGGUGGGACGACGGGGACGAAGGAGACGUUCUCGCUGCGCACGUCCGGGCCGAGGCGCCGGGGCCGGCGCGACCUCCGCCGCGG